Messenger RNA from Lingula anatina, 2251 nucleotides. Its product is annotated as DBH-like monooxygenase protein 1 homolog. The record is from RefSeq and is a predicted model, not a curated record. Lineage: Eukaryota; Metazoa; Brachiopoda; Lingulata; Lingulida; Lingulidae. Gene Ontology annotation, biological process: dopamine catabolic process; norepinephrine biosynthetic process; octopamine biosynthetic process. Gene Ontology annotation, cellular component: secretory granule membrane. Gene Ontology annotation, molecular function: dopamine beta-monooxygenase activity; copper ion binding.
ACCAAGGAGACUCUCAAACAAAUGAAAAAUGAUACUUCCUCUUGCUGACCUGAUUUUGGUGUGAGUUUUGUGGGUUCUUUUUUUCCUCAAGAAAGGGAUGUUGAAGAAAAAAUAAUCAAAAGGGAUUCAGGCAAAGGAAAAGGGCGACAACUAAUAGUUUUCCGCCUAAUUUUCUUAUGACAAACCUUCUCGGGAACUUAUUAUUGCACAGAAUAGUAUUUUUAAAAGUUACAACUUUACGGGCAACAUAAAUUCCGUUGCUUUGCAUCAUAAUCCAUUUUAUCUGAAGUACAACCAAUUGAACAAUUCACAAAAGAAAAUUGAACGAUGAUUUUCACGCGUGCUGUCAUCGUUGGAUACUUUCUUCUCAGCGUUGUAUUCGCACAAGCCACUUCAACAGGCAGUGAUGGCUUCACACAUAGCAUUGUGCUGAAAGAAGACGCAUAUCACCUUCUCUGGAAGUUUGACGAUUUAAGUAUUACGUUUGAGGCGCAGGUUAAGACCACCGGGUAUGUUGGUCUGGGGUUUUCACCAAGUGGAGGAAUGUCCAGUGCUGAUAUUGUACUGGGCUGGGUGAAGGACGGUCAAGCGUAUCUGAAGGAUAGUUAUGCAAUCUCUAAAGACGCACCAAAAACAGACGACAAUCAAGAUGUCGAGCUGCUUUCCGGCAGCGAAAACGGAACUUUUACGACAUUACGGUUCAGGAGAAAACUGGACACGUGCGAUCCACGUGAUUUUGUGAUAACGACGAGCACCGUGAGACUCAUAUGGUCUUAUCAUCUUCACGACCCUGACACAGACAUGGAUCUGCGUUACCAUGGUUACCAAAACCGCGGGACGAAAAGCGUUCAUCUGUUGGCACCUGCCCAGCCUUCAGGAAACAUGGCGGACCCACCCGACGCCUACCAUGUGGAAAUGAGAAAUACUAAGGUCCACCUACCGGCAACUAAAGACACUAUCUACUGGUGCAAUGGGUUUAAACCACCCGCCACAAAUGGCGUGCAUCACGUGAUCAAGUUUAAUGCUAUUAUACAACCUGGCAAUGAGGAAUUUGUCCACCACUUAAUACUGUACGCCUGUUUCCACGAUUUCAACACUACUGCGCAUGACCGGAAGGAAUGGGAAUGCUACACGCCAAAUAUGCCACCGACAAUGGUCCACUGUUACAAACCUUUUAUUGGCUGGGCUAUUGGAUCAGGGGAAUUCCGAUAUCCACCCCACGUCGGCCAGCCAUUUGGUGGGGAAGGGGAUCCCACGUUUCUGAUCUUGGAGACUCACUACGAUAAUCCCGCCAAAAGAAGAGGUGUCAUUGACUCUUCGGGCUUAAGACUUACCUUCAUACCUCGACGACGCCAAUUCGACGCAGGUAUUAUUCAAACUGGCGUGCUGGUGAACCUGACCAACCACAACAUUCCACCAUAUUAUUCCAAGUUCUACAACUGGGGCCAGUGUGAUUCUGGAUGUCUGUCAGAGGCCAUGAAAAACAGGACCAAUGAGAUACACGUGUUUGCAACCCUUCUUCACACUCAUCUCAUUGGUUCAGCCGUCUACGUACGUCACUUCCGGGGACAGGUAGAACUUCCUUGGCUUUCUCACGACGGGCAUUACGACUUCAAUUACCAAGAAUAUCGACAUUUGCCAAAGGAAGUAACAGUGAAGCCGGGAGAUACGAUAGUUACGUAUUGUCAGUAUAAUAGUGCUAGAAAGAAGAACUUUACUUGGGGUGGCUUUGGGACGAGGGAAGAGAUGUGUCAAGGUUACAUUGCGUAUUACCCAAAGCUUCCGCUGAGCACGUGCAACUCUGCACCACUCCAGAGCCAUCUGGCGGAAGUUUUGCCCGACAUAAAAAUUGCAUCCCAUAAACACGGUUUAUUUAUUAAAGUUGAAGGUCCAGAGAAGUACGUGAACAAAACGUUUAAGGAGGUGCUUCAAACGGAAGUCGACUGGCAAGACAAACGAGUGCGCAUGACAUACCAAAAUUUAACCGUGAACGGAUCACAUUUUUUCGCUUGCACGGGGGCAAAUUUGAAGAAGCUUUACAUCGGGCAGACAUUAUCUUCAGUAAAACCGUAUUUUCCGCCGAAAUCAACAGAUUGUCGCUCCGACACGUAUCGAGAUCACAGGAUUAACCAAGCGGUUAGCUCCGAGUGUGUCAAGAAUUACAUUGCGGUUUUUGUGGCACUUGCAUUGGCGAUGAGGUUUCCAUAGCUCCGAAAAUCAUGAUGACAAAUAAUAAUUGUUCAGAGUUAUG